AUGGCUGAAGAAUCGUGUUGCGAAAAUGGUGGUGCGUCGUCGUUUAACGAUGGGAGUCACUGCAUUUCGAAGACUGUGGACAAUGGUGGAGUCGAAAGCAAGAGGUUUUACUUGGCUCGCACGACAGUUUUUGAGAUGCUUCGCGACAGAGGUUACGAGGUUUCUGACGCCGAGCUAUCUCUCUCACUCUCUGAGUUUCGGUCUGUCUUUGGUGAGAAACCAGAGCUUGAACGCCUCCGUAUCUGCGUGUCUCUUCGCUCAGAUCCCGAUAAAAAGGUCCUUGUAGUGUUCAUGGGGUCUGAACCAAUCACCGUGAAAUCAAUCCGUACGAUUCAUAGCGAGAUUUCGAGCCGUGUAGGCUUGCAUGGUCUGAUUCUGGUUUUACAAAGCAAGAUGAACCACUUUUCUCAGAAGGAAUUGACAACCUUUGCUUUAAAAGUUGAAACUUUCCCGAUAGGAGAUUUGUUGGUCAGCAUCACAAAGCACAGUGGGCAACCAAAGAUUGAGAUUUUAACCAAAGAGGAGAAAGAAAAGUUGCUGAGUAAGCAUGGACUUGAGGACAAACAGCUUCCUUAUUUGCAGGAGAAGGACAGCUUUGCGAGAUACUAUGGGUUAAAGAAGAGACAGGUAGUGAGGAUUACAUACAGUAAAGAGCCUGUUGGAUCUUUCGUCACUUACCGAUGCAUCAUGUGA
This is a messenger RNA of Arabis nemorensis, 693 nucleotides long. The record is from the annotation of a GenBank genome assembly. Lineage: Eukaryota; Viridiplantae; Streptophyta; Magnoliopsida; Brassicales; Brassicaceae.